Messenger RNA from Synchiropus splendidus (mandarinfish), 3104 nucleotides. RefSeq names its product exocyst complex component 3-like 4 (gene exoc3l4). Gene Ontology annotation, biological process: exocytosis; exocyst localization. Lineage: Eukaryota; Metazoa; Chordata; Actinopteri; Syngnathiformes; Callionymidae. Gene Ontology annotation, molecular function: SNARE binding. Gene Ontology annotation, cellular component: exocyst. The coding region runs from base 258 to 2552 and encodes 764 amino acids. The record is from RefSeq and is a predicted model, not a curated record. The transcript is spliced from 14 exons.
AGCUGCUCUCUUUGCUCAGACACACGUCGAGCGAAGACUCGUAUUUGCUGGUCACACCUCCUGCGCUCUUACUCUGUCAUACAUUAACCAUUCCUUCCUUAUAAUAAUCACCGAGAGGUGAUCUUUGACAUUUGUCCUUGUGGAGUUGCUGAGUGUACUUCAGUUUCCUCUCACCUCCAGAGUCCAGAGGACGCUCCUGGCAGAGGUUCCUCAGCUCAGCUCGCAGGCACAGCUGGUCGGAUGACACUCGCCUCGCAAUGGCAGACAGAGGGAGCCAAGUCUUCGGGGACGGCCAGUCCCCCAGCAGCAACGGCACCGAGGCAGGUGGCAUGUUCGGCACCAUCAGGAAGAGUUUCCGUCAGGUCAUAGAGAAGAGCCCGAUCUCACCAAAGAACUUGGUAGGAAAGCUCAAAACAGACGCCAACACCAGCGACUCAGCGCGUCCAGACGCUCCACCAUCACCUAGUCCAAGUACCGGCUCUACGCUCAGCUCACCACUGAGGGGUCUGAGUCGCUCCAGAACAGAUCCCAACAUAGCUGCGUUCAGUGAUAUUAUGCAGAAGAAAGGAGCGUUCAUCCGGAGAAGCCUGAGAAUGAGCAAAAACAAGAGUAAAGAAAAGAGCCCCAGACCGGAGUCGGUCACCGAGGAGUGUGAACUGGCGAAGGCAGUGGCAGCAGAGGAGGAGGCAGAGGAGGAGUUGGAGGAGACCUACACGCUGCCCGAAAUACCCACCACGCCUUUGUCAGUGAUGCAGAUCAACAAGCUGAUCGAGAUGGAGGUGCUGGAGGAGGCACACCUCAAUCUCUUGGCGCUGAGACUUGAGUUCCAGCAGGAGUGGAAGAGCUGUGGAGGCGGUGACUCCACCGUGGAGUUUGCAAAGAAGGAGAAGGACCUGAACCUUUUAUACGGGGAGCUGAGGAACAAAAUCAACACCAUUGUUCGCGACUCGAACUCCUUGCCGUCUAGGAAUAAGGGUCUGCUGGUGCACGUCGCUCGCAUCAUCCAGGAGGAGGACAGAAGGUCUCAGGAGGCGGGUGGGCUUCCAGGGAGCUGGAUGGAGGCCUGGAAGGAGGCCGUGUGCGAGGGGGUGAAAGCCAAGGUGAAGAAUGUCCACUUGGAGCAGAGUGAACACAACGCCUCCUGGCUGUCUGUGCACUUGGGGCUGCUGGGGAGCGCCAUCGUCCAGGAUCUAGAGAAUGUGAAGCGUGACCUGAGUGGGUCCUACCCACCGAGCUUCAGCGUCUUCAGCACGUAUGUGAGCAGCUACAACAGCGUUAUAGGUCAACAUGUGAAGACUCUGGAGCAGCAAGCCACGGAGCUGAAGGACCUUUACGCUCUGCUGGACUGGAUCAUUCACCGGUACCAAAGCGAGAAGAUCAUGGGAAGUAUUUCUCUCCAGCCGAACAUGAAGAAUGAGAGCGCAGAGAUAACGCUGGAGGAGAACUUCCUUCUGCAGCUGAGGGAGAAGUACUGCAGCCGGGUGAAGGUUGACCUGAGAGCUUGUCUGGACAGAGUCAUCCGGAGCGAAAGUGAUGAGGUGUGGGCCAAUAGAAUGAGACCUGCCACAGACGAGAACUACCUGGAUUCGCAGUUCCACAUGGACUUGUGGACGAACAUAAAGGGGCGCGUGCGCAACUCUCAGACGAUUGACCCCGAACUGGGUCAACAAGUGGCCGCUUCCAGUCUCUCGGAACUGAAGGAUUUCCCCAAGAGGUUUGAGUCUGAGUUCCGAAGUCACUGCUCCGCUCUGAAACACGAGCCUUUAUGGACUGACUAUCAGAUCACUUACAUAAACAGCUUCACCGCUUUACAGGAGCACAUGGAGGAGUACCAGAGCAUGAGUCCGCUGCAGAUGGAAGGGUUGAAGAGAGAGGUGAAGUGGUUGAUCACGCGCCUCCUGCAGGACAUGGAAGACCAGUUCAAGGAGGAUGUGAAGCCGUUCCUGAGGAGGAUGAUGACCAGGAAGUGGCUGACCAACGAUGAUGACUUUAAGAAGCUGGAGUCUCGAACGGCGCGGCUUGGUGACCACUGCUCUGUGAUGAGGCCUCCACAUGCACAAGAGUUGGCAAGUCGCCUGCACUUCCACGUGGUGAAGGAGUAUAUCGGCCAGUUGAUGAAAGGCAACUACUCCUGCAAGAACCGUAAACACGAGGCUGCAGCCAAAAAGAUCCAGCAGCAGUGGGUCCAACUGGUGAACCUCUUCGAGGACAUGAACUCGCCUCACGAAUGGCUGCACCCGGUGGGGCACGACCUGAGCAACGUCAUCAAGCAGAAAAACAAGGCCGACAUCAAGAACCACCUCCAGCCUCUGGUGGAGCACUACCCCGACUUCAGCAGGAAGAACCUGGUGGCGCUUCUGCAUUUCCGUGGCUUGAUGCGUGGACGGGAGCAUCAGAGCAUCCUUCAGAAGCUCUCGGAGCUGAAGAGGAACGUGAACCCGGCGGAGAUCAACAAGCACCAGGUGCUGUUCAGCGACAUGCUGGUGUCAGUCAACACGGACUGUCUGUCCAACCUGCCCUUCUCCUGCCUCAGCUUCCUGCUCCCAAGCUAGACGUGUGGAUACCGUACCAUCGAUGUGAACUAGCGUGUCACGAGUGCCUCCCCCCUAAACUGUUUAGUUUCUAUGAUCUUCUCUCCAUGUAAAAGCUGCUUUCUUGUUCACCGUGUCUUCUGGUUGGAGGAGUGAGGCACUGUUUUCUGCUCCUCUGAGAAUGAAAUGUCAAACCACCAAGGCUGCCAAUGUAAAUAAAAAGCUCUUUAAACACCUUCAGUCCUAUUGAUCAAAAGAAAGUUGAAUCUGUUCACACGAGCUUAAAUGUCAGCCAGGAGCCAACUCUUAUACCCAUGAAAUGGUGUUAAAGUCCCAGUCCUACCAGCAAAUGUUACAUGCAGCUCAAGCCCCAUCUGGCUGGGACAGUCUCCAGACCCUAAAAAAAUAAAAAUAAAAAUAAAAAAUACAUGAAAAAUACAUGUAAAAACAAAAAAACCUGUGAAUUCCUGUACUUCACAUUUUUAUUUCCUCGUAUUUCACAUGUAAAUAAAAUAAAAUAAAUGAAUAAACAGGUUUUUCUUUAGGUGACACUUUAAUCCCACCACAGUACUG